GUUUCAAUUUUCUUUCUUUUUUUAAAGAAAAAUUUUCUUAAAUUUUGUGAAUUUUGAUUUUUGUUUUGACGAAAAAAAAACCGCACCGAACUAAACAAACGAACGAAAAUGUCAUCAGCAAUUUGUAUGAAAUGUACUCGUCCAGUAUAUCAUGCUGAAGAAAUGUUAGCCGGUGGUUUAAAAUGGCAUAAACAAUGUUUUAAAUGUGAAUUAUGUAAUAAACGUUUAGAUUCGAUCAAUGCAAAUGCACAUGCUGAUGCCUUAUGGUGUAAACAAUGUUAUGCAAGAAAAUUCGGUCCAAAAGGUUAUGGUUUUGGUGUUGGUGCCGGUACAUUAGGUAUGGAUAUUGGUGAGCAUUUAGGUAAUAAAGAUUGUGAAGUAACCAAUAAACCAUUGGGUAUUAAUAAUUAAAAAAAAAAUCAUUCGUCGAUUUUUUUUUCUGGUAAAAAAAUACAAUGAAGAUUUCAAACUACAAUAAAUUCUGUUCUGUUCUGUUAAUUUAUAAUUACGAAUUUGCCUGCUUUAUUAUCAUUUAUAAUUAUGAUUAUUAUUGUUCAAAAACAUAUGCUUCAAAAUUUAUUUAUUUAUUUUUUGGUUAUCAAUAAAAAAAAAAUUUGAAAAUAUGAAAAAAAAA
Messenger RNA from Dermatophagoides pteronyssinus (European house dust mite), 634 nucleotides. Its product is annotated as muscle LIM protein 1-like. Gene Ontology annotation, molecular function: actinin binding; structural constituent of muscle. Lineage: Eukaryota; Metazoa; Arthropoda; Arachnida; Sarcoptiformes; Pyroglyphidae. Gene Ontology annotation, biological process: muscle tissue development; sarcomere organization. The record is from RefSeq and is a predicted model, not a curated record. Gene Ontology annotation, cellular component: nucleus; cytoplasm; Z disc.